Nylanderia fulva is the source of this 901-nucleotide messenger RNA. The record is from RefSeq and is a predicted model, not a curated record. Lineage: Eukaryota; Metazoa; Arthropoda; Insecta; Hymenoptera; Formicidae.
UAAGGUUGGUAGAAGUGAGUCUAGUCACUUUUAUACCGAUACUGAAGUGCCAGAGAUGGUAAAGUGUCUAAUAGAAAAUGUCAUAUUAUUUUCGCAAUAGGUGAUCGUAUAUCCUCGCAAACAAGGAAUCGAUCAAUAUGCCGAAGAAAUUCGUGGGUGAGAAUAGUAAGGCGGUUGCCGCCCGAGCUAGAAAAGCGGCAGCCAAAGAAGCCGAAAAUAUAAAAAAAGCAAUGGAAGCUGAAGAUAAGGCCUGGGAAGAUAAUGAUAAACAGUUAUUAAAGAAAAACAAAAGCAAGUACGAAGAACUAGAAAAGAAACGUCAACAGCAAUUAGAAAAAAAAGCGGAAGCUAAAGCUCUGCUUGAAAAAGAAAUGUCAACUAUAAAAGUCGGUGGCAAACAGCCAGCGUCCAAAGUUACUAGAGCUGAAAUUGUUUCUAUUACUGAAAAACGAAAUCAAGUGGCCAUGAAGAAGAAAGAAGAGGAGAAACCAAUUGAAGAAAAUUUAAAUAGAAUAACUUUGGAAGGUGAAACAGCUCACGGUAUAGAUGAAGCUAUAUCUAUUUUAAGUACAAAGGAUCCUGAAAUUGAUCGACAUCCGGAGAAACGAAUGAAAGCGGCAUAUACAAGCUUCGAAGAAAAAAUGAUGCCGAUUAUUAAAGAACAAAAUCCUACCUUGAGAUUGAGUCAGUUAAAACAGAUACUUAGAAAAGAAUGGACAAAAUCUCCUGAGAAUCCGCUUAAUCAGAAAUUUGAAUAAUUGAUAAUGAUAUCAAAUGCGCUCGGUAUUUGCGCACAUCACUGACUGAUUAAUUAUUUAAUCUAAAUGUUACAUUUAGGUUCUAAAUAAUAAUUACUGCAACAAUAUAAUCAGCUGUAUACAAUUUUAUUUGUAAAAACAAA